UGCUGAUGAUUUGACUUUUUUGUGUCAAUUCUGUUAAUCAACAGUUUCUGUUCUAGUAAAAACUGAUUAAUUUCUUCCUCCGGUGAAUGAUUAGUGCUGUCGACUAACAUCAUGAAGAUCAUUUGAUGGUUCUUCAGUGUAAACUGAUGGCCUUUCUGUUUGCAGUUUGAAUCUUCUCCCUGUAUGUAGGUACACAGUUGAUAGAAAGUUGAUAAUUGGUAUAACUGUGAGUGUUGUUGGUUGGUUGUCUCUAGUGUACUGUGUGUGUGACCCUGUGAUGGACCGGUGAACAGGUGAGGGUGUACCUCAGCCUCACCUAAUGACUGUUGGGACUUCAACCCAAGUGUGUUUCACUUGGUGACAACAACGAUGGAACUGUGGGUAGAGAACCGUAUAGGCUGGUUGCUUGUAUGAAGCCUCAGUACAUAAAAUAACCUUUGAAAGACGCUUCACUGGACCUGAUCUGAAUCCGUCCACGAGGUGUUACUCCAGGUACGGCUGUGACAAAGUAAAGUGUUUUAGAUGUUUUGAACUGCUGAUGCACUUAUUUAUAAACCUCAGACCAUGUGCCAUGUAUUUCUGAAUUAUGACGGACUAAAUUAAAUCUGGAAAUCUAGUAAAGUAAUUUCUUUCUUUCGCUGUCUCUUAAAUAUUUUUAGAAUGACUAUUAGAAAAGGAGUAUUUUCCAUUCUCUUUUUUAGCUCUCUUUUUUUUAAAGUCUAUAUAUGUAUAUUUGUAUUUUAGACUUAUCAGUUCACUCCACAAGACAGAGCAGGAGGUAAUAAAGAACAAAGAAAGAGGCAGAAAGGCCACACUGUGGUUGGGAAACACACAGUUACCAUCUGUUUCUGCUGAAACACAAAAAGAUUAUGUUCAUAUUUAAAGGCCUAAUUCUUGAGAAAGUGAUCAGCACUAUUGCCAUAGCCGGUUCUGUAAUAUUUGGAUUGGAUUCCCUACAUUUUGUUUGACAUUUGUGCCCUACACUAGUUACAUUUGAUUUCUAUUCUAUACAAUUUUAUUUAUCUGCUAUUGGCUGUAAUUAACGUUUUACAUUGUUUACAUUGAUGAAUCAUUGUUUUAAAAUCAUUUGAAAUAACCUUGAUUUUUUUUUUUAAUUGAUCUCAGGUAAAGGCACACAUCAGUCUUAAGGACCAUGCAUGUUGAAACCACAUGGCUGACCACAUUAAUGGCUCUCUGACUCAGAGCCGGCCACUGGUGCGAAGUAAUAACUCCCGUAUGAUUCUAGUACAGAUUUUUGUGGCCCUUUUCCUUGGCAUCAAUACCACACUCCUUGCUGUACUCUUCCUAAAGGAAAUCCACUACACCACCAUGCGAUACAUCCUGUUUGCUGUAACUCUAAUUUCUGACUCUGUGAUCCUACUCUUCUCCAACAUUUUGCUCAUCUAUAGUUAUUAUGAUAUAAACAUCCAGAUCUGGUCCUGCAUAUUAUUUUGCGUGCUGUUGUCCAUCUACUCAUUUGUCACUCCAGUCAACCUGACAGCCAUGACACUGGAGCGCUAUGUGGCCAUUUGCAUGCCUCUGCGCCACGCUACGCUGUGCACUUUGCGCUCCACUGUGAACGCCAUCCUCAUUAUCCACUGCCUAAGCUCCAUACCGAGCCUGGUCAUACUUUCAUUGCUCUUUGCUUCAACAUCGCUGAGUUUCUACCAAAGAUACAGCAUUUGCUCUUUUGAAACGCUCAUCAUUCACCGCUGGCAGGGUCACCUGAGAUCUGCCAUCAGUCAGUUUUAUUUCCUCGUCAUGUUGGUCACUAUCGUGUUCUCCUACGUGAAGAUUAUGAGAGUAGCUAAGGCAGCAUCCGGAGAGGACAGAAAGUCAUCAUUACGAGGGCUGAGGACGGUGGCUCUGCAUGGUUUUCAGCUGCUGCUCUGUCUCAUCCAGCUGUGGUGUCCCUUCAUAGAAAUGGCUGUACUUCAGAUUGAUUUCAGGUUGUUCAUUGACGUCAGAUUCUUUAACUACAUACUCUUUAUGCUUGUACCACGUUGCCUGAGUCCUCUCAUUUAUGGCCUCAGAGAUGAAAAAUUCUGUCAGUCACUCAAGCAUUGCAUUCUGGGAGGCUUUCACAGGAAACAGCGUUUCCAAAUAUCACAUGUCAGAAAAUGACGUUUUAUCGCUGAGAUAUUUGGACAGACCUGAAGUUCUUUUCUACGCUCUGGUAAAUGUAAUCAUUGAGUGCUAGCAUACAAAGCUUUCAGGCUAAUCAACUGUGUUACUUUAACAAAAUAUUUAGCUAAUUUAAAUUUUUUUAAGGACACCCCAGGGCAUAUUUUACUAUUUUAGUUUACGUUUACUGAAUAUACUUAAACUCACUGAACAUUUCAAUGUUCAUUAAAUUACAUCACAUUCAUUCUUGUGCCAAAGUGUCUGAGUCCUCUGAUUUAUGGCCACAGGGACGGGACAUUUUUUGCCGUCAUCUGCUUUGUGUGGUUUGUGUAAGAAACAAUAACAAUUUAAAAUAAAUAAAUAAAUAAAGCUAUUCGCUGUCUUUUAGUGAUUUGAUGGUUUUGUUUUCUUCUAAAUGGACUGAACGAUAAUCUAGGGUGAUAGUCUGUUAUUGUUUGGACUUCACUGUGAUUAGUUGUGUGUUUCCAGUUUUAUGAAAAUGCCUUACAUUUUGCAAAGAAAUUUUCAAUAACUUCAGUUUAGAAAUUCAAUUUCAAAAACAACAAAAAGCCAAAGUUGAGCAAAGAUUUUGAGCAACUUCUCAGCUGCACUGUUAAAGAGAAAGGAAACAAUUGAUUACUCCACCACUGAUAUAGAGGUCUGUGACUAUGUGAAAACACCGCAAAUUCCCAGAAUGAAGACAAGCUUCCCUGUUUGGCCAAGUUGCUCAAAUCUGUUACCUGGCUUUUGUUGAAGUAAGGACAUGUCCUGAUACCGGACCAGCCGUUCUCCAGCCCAUGUCAAUACACUGUGACGGUGCAGUACUGUGAUGAUGACUAGCCUCACAAGAUCUGGUUUUACAGCGAUGACUGUAUUUUCUUUCCAACUUUGUCUAAACGGGAGAAGUAACCAAACAUCAGGUGUUUACGUUAAUAUAUAACAGCUGGGUUGCUUGUUGCUGAUGAUUUGACUUUUUUGUGUCAAUUCUGUUAAUCAACAGUUUCUGUUCUAGUAAAAACUGAUUAAUUUCUUCCUCCGGUGAAUGAUUAGUGCUGUCGACUAACAUCAUGAAGAUCAUUUGAUGGUUCUUCAGUGUAAACUGAUGGCCUUUCUGUUUGCAGUUUGAAUCUUCUCCCUGUAUGUAGGUACACAGUUGAUAGAAAGUUGAUAAUUGGUAUAACUGUGAGUGUUGUUGGUUGGUUGUCUCUAGUGUACUGUGUGUGUGACCCUGUGAUGGACCGGUGAACAGGUGAGGGUGUACCUCAGCCUCACCUAAUGACUGUUGGGACUUCAACCCAAGUGUGUUUCACUUGGUGACAACAACGAUGGAACUGUGGGUAGAGAACCGUAUAGGCUGGUUGCUUGUAUGAAGCCUCAGUACAUAAAAUAACCUUUGAAAGACGCUUCACUGGACCUGAUCUGAAUCCGUCCACGAGGUGUUACUCCAGGUACGGCUGUGACAAAGUAAAGUGUUUUAGAUGUUUUGAACUGCUGAUGCACUUAUUUAUAAACCUCAGACCAUGUGCCAUGUAUUUCUGAAUUAUGACGGACUAAAUUAAAUCUGGAAAUCUAGUAAAGUAAUUUCUUUCUUUCGCUGUCUCUUAAAUAUUUUUAGAAUGACUAUUAGAAAAGGAGUAUUUUCCAUUCUCUUUUUUAGCUCUCUUUUUUUUAAAGUCUAUAUAUGUAUAUUUGUAUUUUAGACUUAUCAGUUCACUCCACAAGACAGAGCAGGAGGUAAUAAAGAACAAAGAAAGAGGCAGAAAGGCCACACUGUGGUUGGGAAACACACAGUUACCAUCUGUUUCUGCUGAAACACAAAAAGAUUAUGUUCAUAUUUAAAGGCCUAAUUCUUGAGAAAGUGAUCAGCAUUGUGAUAAAAAGACUUUCUUCAUGUUGUUUGAAGAAAGUGUAUUGAAAGCUGAUGAUCUGUUAAACCUAUAAUUGGAUUUUGUGAAAGAAGUAAAUGGAAUUUUUUUUUCAUUUUUCUGAUUAAUUCAGGAUUUGAAUUUUUCUGAAAUACCCUUCACAUUGAUUAUUUAUUAUAAAUUAUUUUAUCACUUUAAAUCUGGAAGAAGUCCUGGUGUGCUAUGAAAAAACGUCUGUUGUGGUCAG
Messenger RNA from Cynoglossus semilaevis (tongue sole), 4236 nucleotides. Its product is annotated as olfactory receptor 51T1-like. The record is from RefSeq and is a predicted model, not a curated record. The coding region runs from base 1171 to 2124 and encodes 317 amino acids. Gene Ontology annotation, cellular component: membrane. Gene Ontology annotation, biological process: G protein-coupled receptor signaling pathway; detection of chemical stimulus involved in sensory perception of smell. Gene Ontology annotation, molecular function: G protein-coupled receptor activity; odorant binding; olfactory receptor activity. The transcript has a single exon. Lineage: Eukaryota; Metazoa; Chordata; Actinopteri; Pleuronectiformes; Cynoglossidae.